Messenger RNA from Ilex paraguariensis (yerba mate), 357 nucleotides. NCBI's taxonomy places the organism in Eukaryota, Viridiplantae, Streptophyta, Magnoliopsida, Aquifoliales, Aquifoliaceae. The record is from the annotation of a GenBank genome assembly.
AUGGCUGCUUGGAUGAAAGUUCUCUAUGCUUCCCUUCAAUCCGAGUUCAAAGUCCUCCAAGCGUCAAUUAGGGAGGCCGAAGACAAAGCUUAUGAUGAAAGAUUUGAAAAGCCCGUAAGAUGGGAUUUUCCUCUAGAAAAAGCUAACAUCCCUCCUGAAUUCGAGCUCUACGCCCAACAUUCUAUGACUCUUCAGGCUCUCAUUGGUGCGCCUCUUGAGCUUGCUAUUGAUCUUCAGCCAGUUGGUUCUGUCAACCCUUCAGUUGAUCCUUUGGUUCCUACUGUUGAGCAAACUACUACUUUUGUCCAACCAACCAUUUCUUCUACUAACCCUCCUAAUUCCCCGGUUGUUCCUUAA